Micromonas commoda is the source of this 1080-nucleotide messenger RNA. RefSeq lists its product with no specific name. Gene Ontology annotation, biological process: protein folding; protein stabilization. The transcript has a single exon. Lineage: Eukaryota; Viridiplantae; Chlorophyta; Mamiellophyceae; Mamiellales; Mamiellaceae. Gene Ontology annotation, molecular function: protein kinase binding; protein-folding chaperone binding; heat shock protein binding. The record is from RefSeq and is a predicted model, not a curated record. Gene Ontology annotation, cellular component: cytoplasm. The coding region runs from base 1 to 1080 and encodes 359 amino acids.
AUGCCAGGGUUCGACUACAGCAAGUGGGACAACCUCGAGUUGUCCGACGACGAGGAUCAUCACCCCGGCGCGCAGUUCAUCGAGGCGAACACGCUGCGUCGCAUCAAGCGGGAGGCGCACGAGAACAAAGAGAAGGAGCGCGCCGAGAAGAUCGAGUCGCUGGAGAAGCAGAUCCGCAAGAACGAGCGCAAGAUCAAGGAGCUCUCGGAGGGUGAGAACGCGGCCGCCAACGAGGCCGAGAUCGCCAAGCUCAGAUCGGCGAGCGCGACGUUCCAGUCCGAGGUGGACACCGAGAGGCGCCAGAAGAAGUUCAACGCCGAGGAGGCCGUGAGGGAUGCGUGGUCGCACUCGCUCGUGGGCGCCGCGUGCAAGCCCGACGCGGGACCGGAGAAGCUGGACUACGAGGCCUUCGCCAAGAAGUACGGCGACCAGCUCGACGCGCUGGCGGUCAAGGACUUCGGCUCCGGAUACGAGGAGAUGGGGGACUACUUCAGGGACAACUCGCACCUCCUCACCGAGCACGCCAUGGGCUACAUGCUCUUGAAGUGCCUCUACAUGGAGAUGGAGGGCAACACGCUCGGCAUGAGGCGGGGCGCACGCGCGGGAUACGCCCUCAAGUCCAUCGUCGACUUCGCCGAGGCCAGCAAGAGGUCCAUGAGGGACGCCGCCCCCGCCUUCUUCGGACGCAUGAGCGACCCGGAGGUGGCCAAGGAGUACGAGAAGAUGUACGAAGACUACGUGGACAAGCUCAAGAAACGCGCGGUGGACAAGAAAAAGGAGGAAGAUGCGGCUGCGGCGGAGGAGGCCACGCGCAGGCUGCAGCUCAAGGGGGACGACAAAGCCCUCGAGGAACUGCCGCGGGAGGAACGGUUGGGCCCCGGGGGUCUGGACCCGGUUGAGGUGUUUGAGUCGCUGCCGAAGGAGAUGCAGGACGCGUUCGAGAGCGGCAGCGUGGAGGCCCUUCGCGAGUACGUCAACGGGCUUCCCUUGGAGGAUGCGAAGCACCACAUGAAGAGGAUGGUGGACAGCGGGCUUUGGGUGCCCGCCCCAGGGGAGGAACCGGGUCUCGCGCUGCAGUGA